UCCCGGUAAAUUUGGACUAAGCGCGCAAAGGUAGCAGGAACUCUUUAGGUUCCCCUGAAAAAGUUGUUGAUAAACAAAAGUACAAGUUCCAAAACCAGCAACUGUAAACGACCGAGCUAAUGUUAUUCUAUUUUUGGCUCAUGAUAGCUUGGUAUAGAUAGCUAUAUAAAAGCUUAUUUGUUUUGGAGUAUCCAGACGAGAACAACCCAGGACCGAUGAUGGAUAUCGAGGGUUCAUCUGUCCCCGUCUUCUCCCUUUGUCUUCUGGCCCCGCCUCUACGCCUGAUGUCGGCUGCGAUGUGGAAGGCGAUGUUACAGCAGGACGUGAGCCAGUAUGGGAGGCUGGAGGAGUGUAUAACCUCUAUCUGUCACAGUGUUCCCGGGCUGCUGGACUAUAGACACUAUGUCAAGCUAGUACUGGGCCUGAGGUCUCGGUUGAUUUUAGAGUUGUGCCGGGACCCUGAAGCGCUUGCCACAACAGCCAUCCUCACACAUCUAGAAAGGCUACCAGCGCUAGUCCAGUCUGCCCCUAACAGGCCGAAAAGGGAUUUGAAAGUUGAAAUGACAUUAAGCAACUUCGAGAAUUUAGUCCAGACCCUCCUUGAUGACCCUGAAGAGAGAGAGCUAUUUUACCAGGAAGAGUUUCCCAAACAGUAUGGCGCACAAUAUGACCGAGCCCUGGAGAAACUUAUGUGGGAGUUCUUGAGCAGACUGGACCAACUAUUACCAGUUCCAGAUUUGGCACAGACGGUGUCGUGGCUGGCGAAUGCCCCGGCGGUCCUCGACGAGUGUGCCAAGUCCGCUACUCCGCCUCAGCUCCUCAGAAACCUCCUGCAGCAUGAGCUUGUCCUCGGUCAUACUGGCCCAGGGGUAUCCAUACCUCCCCGCUCAGGAGAUGAUGUCUACUCAACGUCCCUCCCUCCCUCUGGCCAUAUCCAAGAAACUCAUCAGCCAGGAUCUGACCAAACUGCCGGCCGCUCAGUUCCAUCGCCGCCAAAGUCCUAUCAACAACAACAGAUGCAAACCAGUUCACCCAUCGACCCUGUGAUUGGCUCCAUAUCGUUGAUGGACAUCCAGUCAGCUGUAGCAUGUGCCGGGCUCAGAGAGAAGGGUUGUCACCCUGAGCUCACCUCACAUUGUGAUGUGGAACCUGACGCACCAGCCCAAGGCUUCACCAACAUCAGACAGAGAACUCAUUCAAGACCUGCCGAGGCUGCUGGGGAAGAGGAGGAACAUGUCCGGAGCGAGAAUGACCAUGUCCGGAGCGAGAAUGACCGUGUCCGGAGUGAGAAUGACCCCAUCAGAGUCCAUGACUGUAGAGUGGUCCGGAAGAGGGGAAGACCACGAAAGGGAAAUGCACUGAUAGACCAGGCUGACAGGGCAGCGAUGGAGAGGACAGAGAAAAUGGUCACUAGCGCGAUGACCCAAGAAGAGGACAGGACGUCUCUACUGCCCUCCUGUUUGAAACGUCAGCCGAGAGUGGUCCUCCGGCGAGUGGACGAGACAAAGGUCACGAAGCAGAGAGAUGGUGGGAUCGCAGACAUCACACAGAAAAGGGACAUCUCGAUGUUGACCUCCUGCACGAGACGCCAGCUGAGGGUGGUCAUCCGGCGGCUAGACAUGUCGUCUCCUGCCAUUCAGGCACUCUUAAAACAACCUCUAGUAGCCGUGCCUGAAUGCCAAACGCAGAGUCCUUCCACAAAAACAAAAGGACAUGUGACUGUGAAGAAGAGGAAGAGAAAGACGAAGAGAGUGGGCCACCGGUCAUCUUCUGAAAAGACAUUGCUGGGCUCAGAAAAUAAAGAGAACAUUGAAGGACUCCAAAUCAUUUCCCAAAGGACAAAUAGCCCAGUUAGGGCACUGGCAGCUGCUGAAUCUGGAGAGGAAAUGGUCGCCGAUUCAGAGGAUGAAUCCCCAAACCGUUUCAGGCUGUUCCUGAAACGUUACUACAGGACAAAGCACAACACCUUUGUACCAACGCUAGAGGAGUUUGUGAUGCCGCGUCGACGUGAUCUGUCUCCUGGCACAGGACAAAGGCAGUGACCCAUACUGAAAGGGUAACAAUUUCCUCUGCAGAUGGACUCCGAUGAUUAAGCUCUCUCACUUAUCAGCAUUAAUCUGGAGAGCUGAAUCUCAGGGCUCUCAUGGCUAAGAACUGAUGGCUGGCUGUUUUUUAUAUAUGCAUUAUGCUAUUAUGCUUUUUACAUGCCCUUGUACAUGCCCUUGAAGGACCAUGGUGGGAAUUAUAUAUUAGAGGUUAAAGUUUAUUUUUAGAGCUCCUUUUGCAUUCCUUGGAAUAUUUUUGCAUUCCCUCCCAAGUUUUGCACUGCCUUGCAAUAGUUUUCCAUUCCUUUGCAAAACUGAUUGCGAGGGAACACAAUAGAAGCUCGAAAGAAUAAAUACCCACCCCAUUAAAAUUUUUUAUCUAUUUCCACCAUGGUCCUUCGACGGCUCCGUAGCUUUCAAACCUCGUCACUUCCGCACUUCUUUAGCUAUGUUACUUCCUACCUAACUUGUAUUUUUUUACUGAUACGACUAUCUUCUUGCAUCUACAUACUAUGUAUUUGACUUCCUACAAAUCCCUACUUUUGAAUUCCUAAACUACCUAAAUGACUUUAAUAUAAUAAUGAGUAAAUAAAGUCUUUCCUUAUUUAUUUA
Alosa sapidissima (American shad) is the source of this 2657-nucleotide messenger RNA. It is a transcript of the gene tinf2, whose product is annotated as TERF1 (TRF1)-interacting nuclear factor 2. The coding region runs from base 216 to 2042 and encodes 608 amino acids. The transcript has 10 exons. Gene Ontology annotation, molecular function: telomeric repeat DNA binding. Gene Ontology annotation, biological process: regulation of telomere maintenance via telomere lengthening; telomere capping. NCBI's taxonomy places the organism in Eukaryota, Metazoa, Chordata, Actinopteri, Clupeiformes, Clupeidae. Gene Ontology annotation, cellular component: shelterin complex. The record is from RefSeq and is a predicted model, not a curated record.